Alligator sinensis (Chinese alligator) is the source of this 3010-nucleotide messenger RNA. RefSeq names its product protein phosphatase, Mg2+/Mn2+ dependent 1J (gene PPM1J). Gene Ontology annotation, biological process: protein dephosphorylation. Gene Ontology annotation, molecular function: protein serine/threonine phosphatase activity. Lineage: Eukaryota; Metazoa; Chordata; Crocodylia; Alligatoridae. The transcript is spliced from 9 exons. The coding region runs from base 272 to 1609 and encodes 445 amino acids. The record is from RefSeq and is a predicted model, not a curated record.
GAAAGGAGAAGCCAGCUCGGCCCCGUCGCUCUGCAACUGGGGUGUUUGCUCCAAAUCCUUGUGUCUCACUGGGGCUUCUCUGCUCACAGAGUCUGUGUGGACAGCUUCUCCUCUCCAUGGGGAGAUGUCGGGUCUACAGCCGUGGGGCUUUGCUCCUGUUUAGCUUCACCCCUCGGGCUCAUCCGCACAGGGAAGUGAUUGGGAUUAAAUGAUGGAAGCAGAAGUCCUGGUUAGCACCUGGGUGGCUGCUUGAAUCUGGAACGAGUGCAGAAUGAGCACGUCCACACAGGGAGUUAGUUAUCCGGGCAGGGGUGCCCUGUAUAGUCACCCCUGCAGCUUCCAAGGGGCAGCAAGUGCUCACCCCUCUCUCUUCCUCCCGGCCAGGGUGAUAAACUCAGGGAAGAGCCAGCACAACGAGGACCAGGCCUGCUGCGAGGUGGUGUUCGUGCAGCGGAGGCCCAGCCAGAGGCGAAACCCAGCCACGGGAGAGCCAGAGUGGGGCAGGAAGAGCCUGUACUUCCACUACUGGGGGCUGUUUGAUGGACAUGCGGGCAGCGGUGCCGCCAUCAUGGCCUCCAAGCUGCUUCACCGGCACGUGUGCGAGCAGCUCCGGGACCUGGUGGACAUCCUGCAGGACCCGGCGCCUGCCCCCAUCUGCCUGCAGAGCGAUGCCAGGGGGCCGGCCGAGGCUAGCCGGGCCCCCUUGGCGGAGGAGGAUGCGGAGCCCCUCAACGACGCCUUGCCCCGCUUCCACCUGGAGAAGGCGGUCUCCCACGAGAGCCUGGUGAUCGGUGCCAUCGAGAACGCCUUCAAGCAGAUGGACGACCAGAUUGAGCGGGAGCGGGCGACGCGGCACGUGUCCGGCGGCUGCUGUGCCCUGGUGGCCGUUUACUUGCUGGGGAAGUUCUACGUGGCGAACGCGGGGGACAGCAGGGCCAUUAUCAUCCGUAACGGGGAAAUCAUUCCAAUGUCCCGGGAGUUUACUCCAGAGACAGAGAGGCAGAGGCUGCAGUUUUUAGGGUUUCUGAGACCCGAAUUGCUGGGAAACGAGUUCACGCACCUCGAGUUCCCCCGGAGGAUCCAGCACAAGGAGCUGGGGAAGAAGAUGCUGUACCGUGACCAAAGCAUGAACGGCUGGGCCUACAAGAAGAUAGAGGAGGAUGACCUCAAGUUCCCACUCAUCUAUGGAGAAGGCAAAAAGGCGCGGGUCAUGGCCACCAUUGGGGUGACACGGGGCUUGGGAGACCACGACCUGAAGGUGUACAGCUCCAACAUCCACAUCAAACCCUUCCUGUCCUGCUACCCCGAGGUCCGGGUGUACGACCUCACGCAGUACGAGCACUGCCCCGACGACGUCCUGGUGCUGGGCACUGACGGCCUGUGGGACGUCACCAACGACAAGGAGGUAGCCGAGGUGGUCAUGGAUGUGCUGAUGGGCUACGAGCCCAAUGACCCCUGCAGGUACACCGUGGUGGCACAGGAGCUGGUGGUUCGGUCCCGGGGGGUGCUGAAGGAGCGCGGCUGGCGCCUGGCCAACGACAAGCUGGGCUCCGGGGACGACAUCUCCGUCUUCGUCAUCCCGCUGGGCGGCCCCGGCAAUUACACGUGACGCUGGGCCGGCCCAGGCCAUGGGCCUCGUGCCACUGAAAAGGACCUGUGACCGGGAUGCUGGUGCUGCUGGAGGUGGGCGCGCGGAGGGAUCCCCACAGGGCCUCGACCUGCGCCCCCAUCCAGCUGCCUGCCGCGUCCCGGCCUUUGCCCCGGCAGCAAGGGGAAGAAGCUGUCAGCACCCCAGGGUUAGGGGUCAAGGUUGGGCUGUUGCAUAGCCAGCUCUUGCUGGGCUCUGGGACCCCGCUCCCCGGGGCCGUGCCUGCCGGGAUGGGCGAGUGCAGCCAGGGGCUGGAUUUCCCCUUGCUCGGUGGUGCGCACGCCUGCCGUCAGCAGCUCUUUGCUUUGUUCUCGUGUGUCAUGCUGGCUGGCAACACUGCGCUCACUGCUAGUGCCCCCCUGCGCCCCUGCGCUGGGUGCCCAAUUGCCCCAGUGCCCAGGCCGGGCUCUCCUGCAGGGUAACAGCGGUGCCAGGGACAGCAGGGAGUCACACUUAGCUCCCCUGUUCAUGCAGCCCUCGCUCCCGGCCACCCCCUUGUGUCAGCCCUUGCAAUGGGGUGGGCAUCCCAUCGUGGGAGUGCCUGUGCCAGUAGCAUGGGGCAUGUGCCAGCCCUCUGUCCCGAGGCUGCUGCCCCGUCCCUGUCCCCGUCAGGUCAGCGCUGUGUUUCUGAGGCCAGGCGUACUCAGCUCAGUGUUACUCACCGAAGAGCUGCUCCGAGCACCGCUCAACUCGCAGAUCCUUUCUGAGCAGCUCUGAUCGCAGCCGCCAGCCCCGCAGAGCUGCGCCUUCCCUGUGCUGCCUGCACGCGCUUUGCCCUGGGGCCGAAAGAGGCGGUUUCUUAUCUCGGUCCUGGCCCGCUCUGCAUUGCCGGGAGCUGUGCUGCUCCGCAGGUCUGUUCAGGUAGCGGAGGCAGCGCCUCAUGCAGACAGCUCGCCUGGGACACGAGCUUCCCAGGUCUCUGCAGAGCAGGGUGUCACAGGUUAAGGGGGCCAUCCUGGCCCUGUAGCUAUGCAUCGCUGUCCCUGGGCAGAGCUUCCCGCUGCUGGCCUGCACUUUGGCUUUGCCCGUGUCUGUGUCCUGCUGCCGUCGGGGGCCCCUGCGAAGCAUCUGCGUUGGGUAAGCGCGGCCUGUCUCUCUGCAGCUGUGCCAUGUAAAUAAACUGGCUGUGCCCAGCGGGACCUGAGAGGUGUCCGUGCGGUUCUUGCCAUGCCGGCGUCCCCGUUCUGCACUGGAGGAAGGCACUCUCCCCAUGUAGCUCGGCUUUUGGACGUGGGUCCAGCAGGUUCUGCGAGAGAUGCACCUAACGGCCAGAGUCCUGGUAGUGUCUGCAGGCCGAGCUGCCAGCCCGUGUCUGCCCCUCAGGUGCCUACACCCUUGAGGAUGCAGCCAGCUUUCCCACCC